AUGUCUUUUAGAAUUUAGGUCACAGAUCCUGUGAAGGAUAAAAUUUCAAUUUUGGAAGUAGAAUAAACACUCACUGUACUGGACUUGAAGGCAUUAAUAGAAGUUGAGGUAUUUUUUAGGCUAUUCUAAGUUCUAAAUAGCAGUAGCCAGAUAAUAAUUGAUUUACGGAGGAAGAGUCAUGAUAGACAAUGAUACUCUCUCAAAGUAUAAUAUGCAAAAUGAAGAUUUGGUUCUUAUUGAAAGGAAAUAAAAAUAAUAAAGGACACCAUUGGAAUAAGAAGCCAUCAAAUUAAUCAAGCAUUGCCAAUAGAAUCCUCAUUUGAUUGAGGGAAUGAGAAUCAAGGAUCCAAAAUUGGCAGAAUCAAUUGAAAAUAAAAAAUUAGCAGGUGUAAUAGAGUUUAUUUAGCAAUAAGUAUUAGUCUCAUUCAUUUAGAAAUAAAAAAAAUUCUAAGAAUAGUAAGAAUACAAACGAAAGAUGUAGUAAUUAGAGUAGGAUCCCCUCAACCCUGAAAAUUAAAAACUUAUUGAGGAGAUGAUUAACAAAAAAAAUAUUGAAGAGAAUCGAGAAUAUGCUUAAGAGUUCAUUCCUGAAAGUUUUGGAACUGUUACUAUGUUAUAUAUUGAAUUGUCAAUUAAUCGUCAUCCUGUUUAGGCUUUUGUUGAUAGUGGAGCACAGAGUACCAUAAUGUCAAAAGCAUGUGCAGAGAGAUGUGGAAUAAUGAGAUUGGUAGACACACGUUUCUAAGGUAUAGCCUAAGGAGUAGGGACAUAAAAAAUUAUUGGAAGAAUUCAUGUUGUGGAAAUGCAAAUAUUAGAUCAAGUAAUCUAUUUAACUAAACAUUAGUUUUUACCAUGCUCAUUAACGAUUUUAGAUGGAGAUGGCAUCGAUUUUUUGUUUGGAUUAGAUAUGCUUAAAAGAUAUUAAGUAAUUUUCCAACUUAAACAAUUAGUGCAAUAUAAAUUUAAAAGAUAAUUGCUUGAUAUUUCCAAAUGAAAAGUUGAGCGUACAAUUUCUUCCAGAAGGUUAGAUUCAUCGAAGAAUAAGCAUAUAAUAAGAAUAAGAAAUCUUAAAAAGACAAAACAGCGAAUCUUAAAUAGAAGAAGAAUAGCCUAUUAAAAUUUCAAAUUAACCAUAAUAAUAAUAAUAAUAAUAACAAUAAUAAUAAUAAUAGCAACCCAAUACUCAUACUAGACAUCCAGAAUCUUAUAUACAAGCAAUAAUUAAUAUUGGAGCUUCAAGAGCUGAGGCUAUAAUUGUAUUAGAUUAGACAAAUGGUAAUUUAGAAUUAGCAGCAUCUAUAAUAAUGUAGUAAAAAUAUGGUUUUAAUUGA
Molecule: messenger RNA, 1331 nt
Organism: Paramecium octaurelia
Lineage: Eukaryota; Ciliophora; Oligohymenophorea; Peniculida; Parameciidae
Source: the annotation of a GenBank genome assembly